Messenger RNA from Sitodiplosis mosellana (orange wheat blossom midge), 1386 nucleotides. Its product is annotated as actin, indirect flight muscle-like. Gene Ontology annotation, biological process: mitotic cytokinesis. Lineage: Eukaryota; Metazoa; Arthropoda; Insecta; Diptera; Cecidomyiidae. The transcript is spliced from 3 exons. The record is from RefSeq and is a predicted model, not a curated record. Bases 172 to 1302 code for a protein of 376 amino acids.
AUACCGACCAGCAGAACUAUAAAUUGACGACGACAUUUGUUAUCAGUUUCAUUUAUUCGGUCAAUUGUCGUCCGCAUCACAGUGUUCGACUGGUCAAAAUCGAGUUUUAAAUUCAAUUUUUCUUUUUUGUUCAUCUCGUUGUUGAGAAGUUUUCGAUUUUAAUACGUCAAGAUGUGUGAUGAUGAUGCCGGAGCUCUUGUCUUUGACAAUGGAAGCGGUAUGUGCAAGGCUGGAUUCGCUGGUGAUGAUGCGCCACGUGCCGUGUUCCCAUCGAUUGUCGGUCGUCCACGUCAUCAGGGUGUGAUGGUUGGUAUGGGUCAAAAGGAUUGCUAUGUCGGCGAUGAGGCUCAAAGCAAACGUGGUAUUCUAACACUUAAAUACCCAAUCGAACAUGGUAUCAUCACCAAUUGGGAUGACAUGGAAAAGAUUUGGCAUCAUUCAUUUUACAAUGAAUUGCGUGUGGCGCCCGAAGAGCAUCCAAUUUUGUUGACUGAGGCACCAUUGAAUCCAAAAGCUAACCGAGAGAAAAUGACGCAAAUUAUGUUUGAAACGUUUGCCAGUCCAGCUGUCUAUGUUGCCAUCCAAGCUGUGUUGUCAUUGUAUGCUUCCGGUCGUACGACUGGUAUCGUUUUGGAUUCUGGUGAUGGUGUCACUCACACCGUACCAAUCUACGAAGGUUAUGCAUUGCCACAUGCCAUCCUCCGUUUGGAUUUGGCCGGUCGCGAUCUUACCGAAUUUCUCAUGAAAAUCCUCACCGAACGUGGCUACUCAUUCACCACCACGGCUGAACGUGAAAUCGUUCGGGAUGUCAAGGAGAAAUUGUGCUACGUUGCAUUGGAAUACGAACAAGAAGUUGCAACAGCAGCCGCUUCAUCGUCAUCGGACAAGUCAUAUGAAUUGCCAGAUGGUCAAGUGAUUACCAUUGGUAACGAACGAUUCCGGGGACCGGAAGCUCUCUUCCAACCAGCCUUCCUCGGUAUGGAAUCGUGUGGCAUUCAUGAGACUGUCUACAAUUCAAUCAUGAAGUGUGACGUUGAUAUUCGUAAGGAUUUGUAUGCCAACACUGUACUUUCGGGCGGUUCAACUAUGUUCCCAGGUAUUGCUGAUCGUAUGCAAAAGGAAAUCACUGCUUUGGCUCCGUCAACAAUUAAAAUCAAGAUCAUUGCUCCACCUGAGCGUAAAUAUUCGGUUUGGAUCGGAGGUUCAAUUUUGUCAUCAUUGUCUACCUUCCAAACAAUGUGGAUCUCGAAGCAAGAGUAUGACGAAAGCGGCCCAUCAAUUGUUCACCGAAAAUGCUUCUAAUUUAAACACUUGUCUUUCUCUCUCUCUUUCUCUUUUUUAUAUUUGUUGAGUAUUAAAAGCAAGAAUUUGAAAAUCAAUCCACAA